AUGAGCAUGUUAGGACACUUGGCCCAAGGGUCAAAGAGAUCAUUCUCUACUUCAUCAAGACAAUAUCAAAAAACUGUCUAUAACAAAUAUUCAAAUAUUAUUACUCAACCAAAAGAUCAAGGUGCUUCACAAGCAAUGUUUUAUGGUACUGGUUUUAAAAAAGAAGAUUUUAAUAAAGGUCAAGUCGGUGUUGGUUCCGUUUGGUGGUCUGGUAACCCAUGUAAUAUGCAUUUAUUAGAUUUAAAUCAUAGAUGUUCAGCUUCUGUUAAUAAAGCUGGUUUAAAAGCUAUGCAAUUUAAUUCAAUUGGUGUUUCUGAUGGUAUUUCAAUGGGUACUGCAGGUAUGAGAUAUUCUUUACAAUCAAGAGAAGUUAUUGCUGAUUCUUUUGAAACCAUUAUGAUGGCUCAACAUUAUGAUGCUAAUAUUUCUAUCCCAUCUUGUGAUAAAAAUAUGCCAGGUGUUUUAAUGGCUAUGGGUAGACAUAAUAGACCAUCAAUUAUGGUUUAUGGUGGGUCUAUCUUACCAGGUCAAUCUUGUGGUGGUGAAAAAUUAGAUGUUGUUUCAGCUUUCCAAUCUUAUGGUCAAUUAAUUUCUAAUCAAAUUACUGAACAAGAAAGAGAAGAUAUUGUUUCAAAAUCUUGUCCAGGUGCUGGUUCUUGUGGUGGUAUGUAUACUGCUAAUACAAUGGCUUCAGUUGCUGAAGUCUUGGGUAUGACUUUACCAAAUUCUUCAUCUGCCGUUGCUACAUCUCAAGAAAAAUUAGAUGAAUGUGAUAAUAUUGGUGAAGCUAUUAAAAAAGCAAUUGAAUUAGAUUUAAGACCAAGAGAUAUCAUGACUAAAGAAGCUUUCAAAAAUGCAAUCACUUAUGUUAUCGCUACUGGUGGUUCAACAAAUGCUUGUUUACAUUUAGUCGCUGUUGCUCAUUCUGCAGGUGUUAAAUUAACUUUAGAUGAAUUUCAAGAAAUUUCUGAUAAAACUCCAUUAUUAGCUGAUUUUAAACCUUCAGGUAAAUAUGUUAUGGCUGAAUUAGCUCAAUAUGGUGGUACUCAAGCUGUUAUGAAAUAUUUAUUAAAUGAAGGUUUAUUAACUCCAAAUACAAUGACAAUUACUGGUAAAACUCUUGGUGAAAAUGUUGCUGAAAUUGCAGGAUUACCAGAAGGUCAACCAAUCAUUUAUCCAGUUUCAAACCCAAUCAAACCAAAUGGUCAUUUACAAAUCUUGUAUGGUUCAUUAGCUCCAGGUGGUGCUGUUGGUAAAAUUACAGGUAAAGAAGGUACUUAUUUUAAAGGUUUAGCAAGAGUUUUCGAAGAUGAACCAUCAUUCAUUUCUGCUUUAGAAAAUGGUGAAAUUAAAAAAGGUGAAAAAACUGUUUGUAUUAUUAGAAAUGAAGGUCCAAGAGGUGGUCCUGGUAUGCCAGAAAUGUUAAAACCUUCCUCUGCAUUAAUGGGUUAUGGUUUAGGUAAAGAUGUUGCCUUAUUAACCGAUGGUAGAUUCUCUGGUGGUUCUCAUGGGUUCUUAAUUGGUCAUAUUGUUCCAGAAGCUGCUGAAGGUGGUCCAAUUGGUCUUGUUAAAGAUGGUGAUGAAAUUGUUAUUGAUUCUGAUAAUAAUAAAUUAGAUGUUUUGAUUUCUGCUGAAGAAAUGGCUGAAAGAAAAUCUAAAUGGGUUAAACCUGCUCCAAGACAUACUAGAGGUGCUUUAGCUAAAUAUGCUAAAUUAGUUUCUGAUGCUGCUCAUGGUUGUGUUACUGAUGGUGAUGAAAUUUCACAAUAA
Hansenula ciferrii is the source of this 1770-nucleotide messenger RNA. It is a transcript of the gene ILV3, whose product is annotated as dihydroxy-acid dehydratase ILV3. Gene Ontology annotation, molecular function: dihydroxy-acid dehydratase activity. The coding region runs from base 1 to 1770 and encodes 589 amino acids. Lineage: Eukaryota; Fungi; Ascomycota; Saccharomycetes; Phaffomycetales; Wickerhamomycetaceae. Gene Ontology annotation, cellular component: mitochondrion. The record is from RefSeq and is a predicted model, not a curated record. The transcript has a single exon. Gene Ontology annotation, biological process: branched-chain amino acid biosynthetic process.